Molecule: messenger RNA, 1447 nt
Organism: Paramecium sonneborni
Lineage: Eukaryota; Ciliophora; Oligohymenophorea; Peniculida; Parameciidae
Source: the annotation of a GenBank genome assembly
AUGUAAUAAUUCAUUAACAAUAACUUUAAAAAAUGUGGAUUUAAUUUUAAUUCUAAUUAAUGUGAGAAUAGAUAAUGUGAACAUUUGAAAUUUAUACAUGUUGGAUUAUUAAGUGAUCAAGAUUGUUAUGAUUGGAAUUAUGAUUGUAUAUUUGAUGGAAUUGAUUGUAGACUCUUUGAUAAUAUAGAUUGUACUCAAAUAAAAUUAAAACAUUAAUGUAUUUAAUAUUCAUAAUGUAAAUUAAAAUAAAAUAAUUGUGUUUAUAAUGUAGAUUGUGAAUAAGAUAUAACUGCAACUACAAUGGAUGAUUGUAAAUUAAUAAAUACGAUAUGUUAAUUAGAUUAUAUAAAUGGAUAAGGUUGUAAAUAUGAAUAAUGUGAAUAAAUUUUACAUUAAUCUCAAUGUGAUUUAGCACAUACUAGUGAUGGAAUGAAUAGCUAUUGGGAUACUAAUACUUAUAUUCCUAAAUAAUGUGUUUAAUUUACAAGUUCUUUAGAUUAUUAAUCAAAAUAUGGUAUCUUAAUUAUUAAUUCAAAAAAUAUUAGUGUGAAAUGUUAUUGGUGUAGUGGAUCUUGUUCAGAUAAUUAAACAUGUGAUACUACAAUAAAUUUAGGAUUAAUUACACAUGAAGAUUGUUAUAAUUAAAAUAUUCUUAAUACUAUUAAUUAUUCAAAUGGUCCAAAAUGUAUUUUAAAAUAAAGUUCUUGUACAUCCUAUAUAAUUUAAGAUUCUUGUAAAGUAACAAUUGAUGGUUUAAAAUGUGCAUGGGUUUUAGGGAGUUGUAAGGAUUUUUGUAUGUCUAUACCAACUGUACCUGCCAGUAAUGAAGAUUGUCAUACAUUUGAUAAUAAUUAAUUGUAUGUUAGAUGGAACUUCAUGUAUUCUUGUUGAUUGGUUGAUUUUAAGUGUUACGGAUUGUUUAAUAUAUACAAAUAUUUGUAUUGAGAAUUCUUCAAAUUAAUGUGUUAAGAUUACUGAUUGUAAUGUAUAUAAUUCUAGUAAUUGUAAUGCAGGUAAAGAUUAUAAAGGAUAUUAAUGUGAAUAUGUAAAUGGAGCAUGUUAAAAAUAGAAUACUCUUGAAAAUUUUUUAUCUUUAACUAAUUUAGAUGAACAUUAAUUAUGUGAGUAAUUUUAUCCAAGUGGAAUAUGUACUGUUAAAAGUAAAAAUACUAAUUGCGCAGAUUUACCAAAUAGUUGUAGUUAAGCAACAUAAAAAUAAUGUAUUUUAGAUAAAGAUAGAAAUAGAUGUUAUUGGAAGGCAACAUAUUAAUGUAUAUAAUUAUAAAAUUGUUCCAAUUUAGGAAUUGAAAAUAAUACACAUAAUAAAUGUUAAUUCUAUUUAUUAAAUUGUACUGUAAAUUAAUUUUUAAAUGGUUGUAUUGAUUUAGUUGAUUGUAAUUUAUAUAUAAUGAAUAACGUUUUAUAGAUAGUUUAUAAAAUAAUGUGA